Molecule: messenger RNA, 2354 nt
Organism: Cornus florida
Lineage: Eukaryota; Viridiplantae; Streptophyta; Magnoliopsida; Cornales; Cornaceae
Product: pentatricopeptide repeat-containing protein At5g06540-like
Exons: 1
Coding region: 122-1564 (480 amino acids)
Biological process (GO): RNA modification
Molecular function (GO): RNA binding; protein binding
Source: RefSeq, a predicted model, not a curated record
AUUAGAUGUUGCUAAAACCAAACAUUGAACAAUUGAAUUUCAAUUUAUUCUUUAAAAAAGAAAAAAGAAAAUUCUUUUCAGUGAUUUACUAAUAUGGCAGCACCAAAGAAACCAAAUAGCAAUGUUACCGCCCAAAACAACCUUCUUCGCAAAACGGCCGCUCGCUUCUCUUCCCAACUACACAUGUUUUCCUCACCCAGCACCGCGGUCAAAACCUCCACGUCUCUCUCUCCUCGCAGACAAAUGCACUUCAAUGCACCAACUCAAACAAAUCCAGGCUCAAAUGAUCAUCUCUGGCCGCAUUCACGACAACUUCGCCGCCAGCCGAUUACUCUCCUUUGCCGCUCUUUCAGAUUCCGGCGACCUCGACUAUGCUCUCAAGCUUUUUAGCAAUACCCAAGAACCCAAUUCAUUUAUGUGGAACACACUCAUUAGGGCUCAAGCUAGUACUCCAAACCCUACAGAAUCUGUGCAUCUUUACAUAAAGAUGCGAAGGCUCGGUGUUAUACCCGGUAAGCACACUUUCCCUUUUCUUCUCAAGGCUUGUUCGAAUUUGCGAUCACUCGAAUGUUGUAAACAGGUGCAUACCCAUGUUUUGAAGUUCUGUUUGGAACUGGAUUUGCAUGUUGUUAAUGGAUUGAUUAGGGGUUACUCUAGUACAGACAAUUUGAACGAUGCCCGCCAGUUGUUCGAAGAAGUUUCUGAUAGAAAUUUGAGCAUAUGGACAACUAUGGUAUGUGGUUAUGCUCAAAACUAUUGUUCAAAUGAAGCGUUGUUACUUUUUGAUCGAAUGAUUUUGGAUGGGUUUGAGCCCAAUGGACCCAUUCUGGCUUCUGUGUUGUCUGCUUGUGCUCGAUCAGGGUGUUUGGAUUUAGGGAGACGGAUUCAUGUUUUUAUGGACGAGAAUGGGAUUGAGGUGGGUGUGAUUCUUGGGACGGCAUUGGUGAACAUGUAUCUGAAGAAUGGAGCAAUUUUGAUGGCUCAAAAGUGUUUCGAUAGCAUGCCUGAAAGGAACAUUGCAACUUGGAAUGCAAUGAUUUGUGGUUUGGCUGUUCAUGGACAUGCUGAAGGAGCACUCAAUCUCUUUCGGAAGUUAGAGAGUGAGCAGGUUGUGCCCAAUGAUAUCACAUUUGUUGGGGUUUUAUCUGCAUGCUGCCAUGCUGGCUUGCUUGAUUUUGGUGAUAAGAUUUUUCAUUCCAUGAGAAGGGUGUAUGGCAUUGAGCCAAAGAUAGAGCAUUAUGGAUGUAUGGUUGAUCUUUUUGGGCGAGGUGGGAGGCUAUUGGAGGCUGAGGAGCUGAUAAAAGGAAUGGCGUGGAAAACCGAUGUGGUGAUUUGGGGAGCUCUGUUGGGGGCUUGCAGGAACCAAGGAAAUAUUGAGAUUGCUGAACGAGCGGUGAAAGAAAUUCUUGUUCUUGAACCUCAUAAUCACGGUGUUUAUGUUGUUUUGUCCAAUAUGUAUGCAGAGGCUGGACAGUGGGAGAAUGUUUCGAGAAUGAGGAAGAUGAUGAAAGAAGGAAAUUUGAAGAAAACACCUGGAUGGAGCUUUGUGGAUGGUCACAAGUAAAGUUGUGUUAUUUGUGUCUCACAAGCCUCAUCUGGUCAACUCAAUGCAGAUUCAAAUAUGUAUGAUAAUGUACAGAUAUGAUCAGGAUCUCGAUUAAAUGAAGGAAGUGAUCAUGAUAGUGUUUCAUGUCAGAUGCAUGGAGUGGGAAACGAUAAAUCAUUCUAGUUUGUGUGAUUAACUACUUGAUUUUUCAUUGCAUUCAAAUCUGUUUAGUAGGGGGUAGUGCUGCCCUGCAUGCAAGUGGUCUUCUUCAGCUGAAAGUUGAAAAUAUGCAUUUGGGUGGCUUCUUUGUUGGAAUCACUUGUCGAGACUCCCGCCUUCCAAUCUGCAUAUAGACCAAAAAGAAAAACACGGUCCAUAUGAUGAUAUGGCAAAAUUCAUUGUGCUCACAGGUGGUGAGUUUUAACGAAUAUCAAUUUAGAAUCCAGCUCCUUGCAAAAAGAUUGUAAUUUCUUUUUCUUGUUCAUUUCUUUGUUCAUGUAAAUUGUUCAGCAAAAUUGUUUUAUGCCAAUUCUUUGUAUACAAGAAACUUCAGCACUUAUUGGUUAAAUAAUGGCAGCCGCAGGUUAAAAUUCUAGUACUGAUUAUAUGUGAUUUCAGCUGUUAUUUGACCUUUUCUCAUCUCCCAGCAAAUGCCACAAUAGUCAGAUGCAGUCGGUCUCCUCGGCUUGAACAAAUUGCCAUAAAAUGUUGAUAGUUCUACAUUUGCAAGGUAUUUUCAUGCUUGCCUUGCGGUCUGCUGUUGGUGUGUGCUAUCGGCAGGUUAAAAUUCUAGUACUGAAUUCGAUCU